Messenger RNA from Neofelis nebulosa (Clouded leopard), 2056 nucleotides. RefSeq names its product cytochrome P450 11B1, mitochondrial-like. Gene Ontology annotation, biological process: aldosterone biosynthetic process; cholesterol metabolic process; glucocorticoid biosynthetic process. Gene Ontology annotation, molecular function: corticosterone 18-monooxygenase activity; iron ion binding; steroid 11-beta-monooxygenase activity. The transcript is spliced from 9 exons. NCBI's taxonomy places the organism in Eukaryota, Metazoa, Chordata, Mammalia, Carnivora, Felidae. The record is from RefSeq and is a predicted model, not a curated record. Gene Ontology annotation, cellular component: mitochondrial inner membrane; mitochondrion. Bases 55 to 1566 code for a protein of 503 amino acids.
GCCUCCAGCAAGAUAAAAGAAUUGCGCUGACGGGGGGGCGGAGGGAGCAGCAGGAUGGCAUUCGGGGCAAAGGCACGAGUGUGGCUGGCAGGGCCCUGGCCGUCCCCGGGCAGGGCACGCGCACCGGGCGCCGGAGCCGCUCCGGCCCCCAAGGCGGUGCUGCCCUUCGAAGCCAUACCGCGCUGUCCCGGCAACAAGUGGACGAGGUUGCUGCAGAUCUGGAAGGAGCGGCGCCUGGAGAACCUUCACCUGGAGGUGCACCAGCUCUUCCAGGAGCUGGGGCCCAUUUUCAGGUAUGACGUGGGAGGGACACGCAUGGUGCUCCUGAUGCUGCCCGAGGAUGUGCAGAGGCUACAGCAAGUGGACGGCCAUCAACCGUGGCGGCCGCCCCUGGACCCCUGGCUGGCCUACCGACAGCAUCGAGGGCACAAAUGUGGCGUGUUCUUGCUAAACGGGCCCGAAUGGCGCAUGAACCGACUGAAGCUGAACCCAGACGUGCUGUCGCCUCAGGCCGUCCAGAAGUACGUGCCCAUGGUGGACUGGGUGGCAAGGGAUUUCUCGAAGGCCCUGAAGUCGCGAGUGCUGCAGAAUGCCCGGGGGAGUCUGACCGUGGACAUCCAGCCCAGCAUCCUCUACUACACCAUAGAAGCCAGCAAUCUAGCCCUUUUCGGAGAGCGGCUGGGCCUCCUUGGCCACAGCCCAAGUCCUGCCAGCCUGAACUUUCUCCGGGCUUUGAAGGCCAUGUUAAAGUCUACCGCGCAGCUCAUGUUCAUGCCCAGGGUCCUAUCACGCUGGACAAGCACCCAGCUGUGGAAGGAGCACUUUGAGUCCUGGGACUACAUCUUCCAGUAUGCCAACAAUGCCAUCCAGAAAAUCUACCAGGAGCUGGCCCUCAGCCGCCCGGAGCACUACAGCGGCAUCGUGGGGGAGCUGCUGACGCACGCGGACCUGAGCCUCGAGGCCAUCCGGGCCAACUCCAUCGAGCUCACCACCGGGAGCGUGGACACGACGGCCUACCCCCUGUUGAUGACUCUCUUUGAGCUGGCUCGAAACCCUGAAGUGCAGCGGGCCCUACGCCAGGAGAGCCUGGGGGCCGAGGCCAGGAUCUCGCAGGAUCCCCAGAGCGCAACCUCGGAGCUGCCCCUGCUGCGGGCGGCCCUCAAGGAGACCUUGAGGCUGUACCCCGUGGGGAUGUCUGUGGACCGCAAGGUGGCCUCGGACGUGGUGCUGCAGAACUACCACAUCCCGGCAGGGACACUGGUCAAGGUGCAGCUCUACUCCCUGGGUCGAAACCCCUCUGUGUUCGAGAGGCCCGAGUGCUACCAUCCCCAGCGCUGGCUGGACAACAGGGGCUCUGGCACCAGAUACCCACACCUGGGCUUCGGCUUUGGUCUGCGCCAGUGCCUGGGGCGGCGCCUGGCAGAGACAGAGAUGCUGCUGUUGCUGCACCACGUGCUGAAAAGCUUCCUGGUGGAGACGCUCAGGCAGGAGGACUUAAAGAUGACCUACCAGUUCGUGUUCGUGCCCUCCACCCGCCCCCUCCUCACCUUCCGGGCCAUCAACUAGUCACGUCACCGCGCCGUCGGGCCGGCAGUGCUGCCAGCCCCCUUCCGCCUGCCCCCGGCCACCCUCGUGUUCUCCCACGGACCCUGCUUCCGGAGCCACAGCACUGUCCAGCCGGCGCCUCGCACCGAGGGGCAGGGGGAUGAAUCUGGCCGCAGGUCCUGCCUGUGAGCCCAGUGCCACCAGCGCCUUCUCCAGCGAGGAGCGCCAUCGGAGGGCCUUGGCCCCCGUAGCCCCCAACACUAGCUCCAGGGGCUUCAGAUCCGCCCCCACCCCCACCUGCCUGUCCAAUCUCAUAUCCCCUCUGUACUCAACCCGCCCCCACGCGGAACAGACAGGUUGGCGCCCCUGUCCUGCUCACCGCCACUCCAAAGGCCAGACUCUUUGUCUGCAUUGGUCUUGCCAGCCUAGACCUUGAAGCGGGGCCAUGAGUCGUCCCCCUGCCUGCUCUGCUCAGUCCACUUGGGCUCCUCCCGGCCCUGCCAGUGCUCUG